GCACUUCAGGUUUCUAACUAUUGAUGCACUGCCAUUACAAUCGCCGCUGGUGUACCAGCAAGUGAAAUAGUUGACGAAGAGCAUGGUGCGGAAAGUAGGACCGCUACCUUAACUUUGCAUUAAGAAAGGGUGCUGAGUCGCGACAUUAAAUGGCCUGGAUUUAGCAUCCUUAGCUGGUGGCAAUCGUAGAACCUGGUAUUCUCCGAGCAAAAAUGUCCCUCCCAUUGCCGUUACACUUGUCGUCUAGGUCUUUGGCGCACCCCUUUACAUUUGAAAAGGUAACAACUCUACAAGGGCGCUACCAUCUUGCUAGUCCUACCUUCAACUCAUGCAACAGCGGUGCUUGGAGAGCCUUGAGGAGGCGCCUUACUGGGCGCGACAACGCGCGCAUCGCAAAGGUUUCUACACAUGCCACGGCAGAUGACCGCGCGCCCAAAACGCGCGCAACCCGCAAGACUCCGCGUAAGCUAGGCGCUGCGCUCCCACCACAGUCGUCCCCAAUCGCAACUUCACGAUCCUCUUCUGCAGCUUCUCCCUCACAGCGGGCGACAUCGACACCCAGCAGCAUGCGCCGAGCUAAGAGCAGCAGCAGCCCCACCCGCAGCCCCGCUGCCCCACCCACAGCAUCCGCAGCGUCCGCAGCAGCUGCAGCGGCGGCCGCGGCAGCUGCAGCAGCUGCUAAGCAACUCUCUCAAGGCUUUCCCGGCAGGCUCGCGGCCCCCUCCUCCUCCUCCUCCUCCUCUUCCUCUUCCUCCUCCUCCUCCCCCACCCCUCUUCCGGAACUUCUGGCCGGCCUUCCCCCCGACACCCUUCUCGCCCUUCUUCGCGGCAUCCCCCCUCCUAAACCCACCUCCUCUCCCUCUCCUCCCUCCUCCUCCUCCUCCUCCUUCCUCCUAGGCCAGCAUCCCCCCUCCGCCUCUUCCUCCUCCUCCGCCGCCCUGCCCGCCCGCCUGCUGCCCCUCCUCUCCUCCCGCCUGCCCACUCCCGAGCUCCUGGCCACCUGCCGGCUGCUGCUGCUGCACCUGCCGCAGGGCCGCAUGCGUGCAACCCACCUGGUGACGCUGCUGGAGGUACUGGGGGAGCGGGCGGGCGGGGGGGCGGGAGUGGGAGCAGGCGGAACGGGCAGGAGGGGCGGCGGCGGCGGUGGUGGAGAAGGAGCAGGAGGCAGCAGGGCGGAGUUGAGGCGUGUUGCAGGGUGUGUUGCGGAGUACCUGUUGGGAUGUUACAGCAGCAGCAGCAAGUACGAACACAGCGGGGGCAGCAGUAGCAGUAGCGGUGCUAGCAGCAGCAGCAGCAAUGGCAGUGGCGCUAGCAUGGAUGGGAGUGUGGGUGGUGCGGGUUGCGCGGUGGCUCUGCGGCUGACCCCCGGGUCGGUGAAGGAGGCAAUGGCGAGGGAGCUGCCGGCGCUGCUGCCGCGGCUGCUGCCGGCGCUGGCUGCGGUGGGGUACGGGGGGCAGGACGUGUGGCUGUCCUGCUGCCGGCUGAUGCACUCCCACCUGCGGGACUACUCGGGGCAGCAGCUGGCGGCGCUGGUGGGGGCGAUUGCGGAUGCGGAUGCGACCGCAAACAGGGCGGCAGCCACGGCAACACCGGGCAGUGGCAGUGGUGGCAGUGGCAGUGGUAGUAAUAGCAGCAGUAUCUGGAUACGGCAGUUGGAGCACCCGGCGUUGCAGUCGCGGUUGCAGCAGCUGGUGCGGGAUGGGGGGCUGAGUGGGGACGCGGCGGCGGCGGUGGUGCUGGGAUUGGUGGUGUGUGGAGGAGGGGGAGGAGGGGGCGGGGCGGUGGUGGAGAUGGAUACGGUGGCGGCGUUGGUGAGACGCGCGCUGCAGUCUCCCGCCUCCCUCUCCCCCGCCGGCUGGGUGCAGCUGCUCACCGCCCUGGGUCGAGCCUGCGAGCGUUACAGCCCGGGUGACGGCGGCGGCGAGGUGGCUGCGCUGAUGGAGCACUACCAGGGGGGGCUGCUGGGGGCGCUGGCGGCGGGGGUGGCGGCGCGGGCGGAGGGCGGGCAGCUGGGGCUGAGGCAGAUGGCGGAGGUGGCGCUGGCGCUGAGCAAGCUGCGCAUCCGGCAGGAGGGAUUCCUAAAGGCACUCGCCACUUCCGUCACUCGCGGCAUGCGCCGCCGCGAUGUGGAGACGCGGGAGGUCACACUAGCGCUGCACUCGGCCGCCUUCUUCGCGCACCGCUCCCCGCACACGCGCGCGCUGUUUGUGGGAGCGGCGGAGUUCCUGGGACCGAGACUCAUGAGCGGGG
Astrephomene gubernaculifera is the source of this 2250-nucleotide messenger RNA. The record is from the annotation of a GenBank genome assembly. Lineage: Eukaryota; Viridiplantae; Chlorophyta; Chlorophyceae; Chlamydomonadales; Astrephomenaceae.